Ilex paraguariensis (yerba mate) is the source of this 429-nucleotide messenger RNA. The record is from the annotation of a GenBank genome assembly. NCBI's taxonomy places the organism in Eukaryota, Viridiplantae, Streptophyta, Magnoliopsida, Aquifoliales, Aquifoliaceae.
AUGGAAGUUUCUGGUGGAAGGAGAGAAAGAGAGGAAGAGAGAGGAACUUGGAAACUCAAGGAAAAGGCUGCAUUUAGGAAUCCGGAUGAAUUUUACUUCAAGAUGGUCAAAACAAAAACCAUUGGUGGAAUCCAUAGGCUGGAGAGUCAGGCAAACAAAUACACUCCAGAAGAACUCAUGUUGAUGAAGACCCAAGAUAUAGGUUACAUCCUGCAGAAAGUUCAAACUGAGAAAAAGAAAAUUGAAAGGCUUACUGCCAUGCUGCACUCUCUUGAUAAUCAGCCACCAAACAGACAUGUGCAUUAUGCUGAAGACAGGUAUGAGCUUCUUGGUCUUUCUUUAUUAGCAAUUAAGGAAAAUGAAAUUAUUGAGCUGGGGAUAUUAGUUGCUUUACUUUGUCCUUUUACAACAACAUGUGAUUGCUUAUGA